This is a messenger RNA of Menidia menidia (Atlantic silverside), 613 nucleotides long. Lineage: Eukaryota; Metazoa; Chordata; Actinopteri; Atheriniformes; Atherinopsidae. The record is from the annotation of a GenBank genome assembly.
UUCGAAAGACUGUCGGACAGGGAGAGGAGAGACACGCAGCUGCCCGAGGCUUGGGUCACAUCGCUGGCACAGAAAGAAAAAAACUCAGUCAAGACGGUGAAGAAAGAAGCUGAAAGAUGAAGACUUUGGUCCUCCUGGCUCUGUGCUCCCUGACAGUCAUAUGUGUGACCUCAGGUGCAGCCACCGGCCCUCAGCCUGCUGGAGACAAUCCACCUCAGGAGGGGUUGUUUGUGGAGAGAGAGCAGGCUUCCACGGUGGUGAGGCAGAAGAGAGCUGCUGGAGAGUUAUCCCUAACUCAGCUGGAGAGCCUGAGAGAGGUGUGUGAGGCCAACAUGGCCUGUGAGGACAUGAUGGACACGAGCGGCAUCAUCGCCGCCUACACCGCCUACUAUGGACCAAUCCCCUUUUAGAAGCACGGCCACGACUGGACCGCUCAGCAAAACCGCCCCCUCUCCUCCGCAGAUCCUUUAUCGAGCCGGAUCUCUCCCUUGCUGCCAAGUAAUGUUUUGUUCGAGCGAAAGAAGAGCAUUCCGUCUUACAUACACUUGCAAAUAUGUAUUUCUCUGCCUGUAGAGUAGUGUGAUGAAAGUAAAUAAAGAUUAAUCAAACUCUG